This is a messenger RNA of Xenopus laevis (African clawed frog), 1630 nucleotides long. RefSeq names its product afamin. The record is from RefSeq and is a predicted model, not a curated record. The transcript is spliced from 9 exons. Bases 21 to 1250 code for a protein of 409 amino acids. NCBI's taxonomy places the organism in Eukaryota, Metazoa, Chordata, Amphibia, Anura, Pipidae.
UUUCCUUCUCUGCCAUCAGCAUGAGACAUUUACUCUUGAUUUCUUCUUUUAUUUUUUUAAUUAAUCUUUUAACUGUAGACACAAACAGCUAUACCUUUAAAGGAAAGAGAUGUCAAAGGAACACUGUUGAAGAAACUAAAAAUACUGGUUGUGAUUUGUCUCGUUCCAUCAAUUCAGCUUUUAAAUAUAAAAUAAUUGUUUUCUAUAGUCAACGGUUGGUAUUUAAUACACUGGAUGAUGUGAACAGAUUACUAAAGCAGUUGCUAGUGUUCAUUGCUAGCUGCUGCUUGGCAACACCACAUCCAGAAUGUUUCUACAGUGAAAAUAUCAUUUUCCAAGGUAGAAUUUGUGAAGAUAACAUAUCAUUGUCAAAAAACAAGCAAGCUGCUCUGUGUUGUAAACAAGAUCAUUUGGAAAGAGAAAGAUGUUUUCACAACCUACAAAACAAUCCACCAUUUUCACUGCCCUCAAUGGGGGAUGGCAUCAGCAAUGAUGAGGAAUGUCUUGCAUGGGCAGCAAAUAAACAUGGAUUUAUAGAAAGUUACCUCCAUGGAUUUGCUAGAAGACUGACAAAAUUCACACCUUCACUGGCUACUAAUGUUUUCCAUUCAUUCCUGCUCAUUUACAUGAAAUGUUGUGAACAGUCAGAAAACAAAUCAUCAUGCUUUGUCACUGAGAAAAAUGUGUUUCCUGAGAAUAUGAAAACUAAAAUGCGACUAGAGAAUACCAUGUGCCUUAUGAACAAAUACUGGGAAAAUGGUCUACGGGCUUUAGUUUUUUAUGCCAAAAUGAAGCCAAGUGAUCCACUUGAAAAGGCUAUUGAUUUUGACAAGAAUUAUAUGGCACUGGCAUCACAGUGCUGUGGGCCUGAAUCCUUGAUUUCUGAAUGCUUUGAGACAUGGUCAGGUGUUCUCUUUUCUCGAAUUUGUACUUUAAUGGAAAGCAACUUGCAGAAAGCCUGCUGCCUCAAAAGUAUUCCUGAAAGAGAAAAAUGCCUCACUGAAAUAGCAAUUGAGGAGUCCAAGACUUUGCCCAACAUAUCCAUUGAAGCGGAACACCUAUGUAGACUUAGACAAAACUUACAGUUAUUAAAAUGGAUUGUAUAUGAAUAUUCCCGAAGAAAUCCACAGUUAGAUGUUAAGAGAAAUCUUGAUUCUGCUGUAAGGGUAAAUGGCUUGAUUACCUACUGCUGUGCAACAAAUAAUCCAAGCGAUUGUAUUACUAGCUUUUCUGAACAUUUUCAUGUAUAAGUUGAAUAUUUUGGCGUCACUAGUUUCAUGAAAAAAAAUUGUAUUUUGUACCUUCAUACAUUCAUUAGAGUCAAUCUCUAAGAUGAUGAAACAUAGCACAUAUUGCACAUGUUAGAUUUUCAUCUUUGUAAUAUUGCCAAUACAAUUUUAAAAUACAGAUGAAUCCAGAGCUAUCCAAUGGAAACAAAUAUUCAUAGCACAAUUUUCUGCAUUAUACCUCUGCAGUUAUAUUGUAUUCAAUUUCAAUGAAAUGUAAAUCAAAUAUUUAAUUUAAAAAAUGAAACUGUAUCCAAGAGUUUGUUAUAAGAGUUUUUGAAUAAUUAUUGUGAAUGUGUCAAUAAUUUUUUUAUGUUGUUGGAAUAAAUCAUUGUUUUCUAGUA